GACACGUCCGCGAACCGCCGCGAACACCCUACGGCCCAAUCGGAAGGAAUCACCGUCAAAUCGACGCGAGCGGAACGCACAAAGUCCACGGUAACGUCGGGACACACUGCGCACGCACCGUAUGCGGAGAACCUGACACAGCGCAGCACUCACGUGCUCUGUUUUCGAUCAUAGACGGAAAUGUCUAAAAUAGACAGCACAGUGUCAAAUUGCGCCGGCACCACUGAGCAGGCCAUACGGCCUGAUUCAAAGUAAAUACGGUCAAAUCACUGUCGGCGGAACGCAAAGAGCUCACGGACAGAAUCGGUACAAAUCAGUCAUAAAUGUCUAAAACAGACAACGCAGCCUUAGACCAAGGCGUCGAAAACUAACAAUGUCAACACUCCAAGUCCGCUUGGUACAGAAAAUAAAUCGCUAUUAAAAUGAACAUCUUUGUCAAGAGCUGCUGUACUUACAUUGGGCGCCUCUGGAUUGGAAUCGCCUUUCUCUUCAGAUUUGGACUCCAUCUAGGACCGAUGUUCCCGCCGGAAUCACAAGUUGGUGUAUUUGACUGUUUACGUGCUGCGCGGCGCGGGAGCGAGAGUGUGGCGAGGUGCGUCCGCGCGGUCCGGCUGCCUGGUCGAGACUGAGCUCCCGGCCGCCGGCUCGCGCGAAGGGCGGCGAGCGCCGCUGCCGAGCGGUUCCCCCUCCCUUCGCCUACCCGAGCCGGGAUGCUCCGUCGUUUUACGAGAGGGCGCAGCACUGCCUUCCGUCUCUGCCUCGGAAAAGACCGCGGCAGAGAACCCGUCACAGACGGAAGACAGCGCAGCGGCCGGAAACACCGGAAGUGUUCCGAAUUAUUACCCCGAGCUGUACCCUGUGUUUUAUUGCCCAGUCUUAUCUCAGAUGCAAAUCCGUCAGCAUCGGCUUACACUUUGUGAGAAUGUCAUUCGAUGCUGUGUCUUCGGGAUCGGAAAACGGAAAGGACUUAACACAUGUCUAUGAUGAGUCAAUCAGUACGCGGCGAAAAGGGGAUAAGGGAACGAUUUUGAACGAAGAGCCUGUUGUGCUGGGUUCAAGUAGUGAUGAGGAGGAGGAACAAGUGACAUCCUUCUUCAAGAAGUCACCAACGUUCGAUAGAUCUAAGGAAAAUGUUUUACUUAGAGAUGAAAGUGACGGAAGUAAUUCAAUUUUGUACGACGAGCAAUCCGUUUUAAAGACCAAGUGGCCACGUCAAGGAUCGAACACCAAGAAUAUGCCAGAUAGUCCGGUUGACAUAGAGCAUGAAGAGAAAUGUGAGGAGAUCAUCGGCUGGCCUGAGAGUGUAGGAGGGAAGAAGCCAUCAGCCACCGAACGUCAGAUUGACAUGCACCAGAAGUCUGCGUUUCGGUGCCCGGAACUCCUUUGUGGCUAUGUUUCAUCGCGCCUCUGCCUGCUUAGAAGCCACGCUGGGAGCGUGCACGGAAUCGGACCGGAACACCUUCAGGCUUUUAUAUCUGACGCCCAGAAUCUCAGCAAGCAAGGAUGGCGUACUACGACCCUAGCUCGUGUUUCUACAGCCAUGGGCGCAUCGGCAGCAUCACAAUCUCACCGGGAAGUUGUCAAGAAAGUACUGAAUGCCCACUUGAUCGAUGUUCAAGAUUUUGAAGGUGAGACUGAGCCCAAGAACGCUAACGUCAAAUCUGUACAACAAGGAAGGGGGAUCACGCGGCAGCUACUUAUCAAAGCAGGAAUAGCCCCAGAGGUUGAUGCGUCUGAUUUGUGUGAAACCGCUCGUUUAUACGUCGAUUUUGAAAAAACUCGCGGAGUUUUGCAAGAAAAGACCAUUUUUGCACACGCGAAGUAUAUGCAUCGAUUCAUAAAUUUUGCCCAGACAUUUUUGUCAACUUAUGACGAAAUUACGGGGAUGACAAGCUCUGAAGCAGUCUGUAAAUAUCAAGAACUUAUCUCAAAUAUAAUGGCACCGAAUACGUUAAAAAAUAACGCGGCCGCGAUGAUAUCUGUUCUCCAGUUAGCCUACAACCAUCCAGCAUUCAAGUUGAACAGUCUUAUUCCGAAGCCUACUAUUAAGAAGAUUUUAAGGUUCUGGGUAGCUUUCAAGAAUGAUUACGAGAAGAGAGCUAGAAUUGACCAAAGAAGAAAAUUGAAUUCUGAAGUAGAGACAGAAACGUCUAUUUUAGACAUUGUUGUCGCACUCAAUAAGUUGAACCAAGACUUUGAUAUAAGACGGAGACUUCGAAUUUUAUCACAAAUUCCACGCAACUCAAAACGUAUUCCUGAGCCGUUUGAGGAGCACUGGAAAGUUGUAACUUGUGUCUUAGGGGUUUUUCUGAUGCUGCAGGGCGCAAGACUAUGGACUGCUCUCGGUCUGAAAACAGGCGAGAUAUACACUGCGUGCAAGCAUAGUGGGACUUUUAUCCUAAGGAUAGCUUGCAAUAAGACCGCUAACUGGAAAGGACACGCCGUUGUUGCUCUGAAGGAGACACAGUAUGCAAUCUUUAGACAAUUUGCCGAAAUUCGUCAAAAUCUUGACAUGGGCAACGAACUCCUAGUGACAACCACGGGCAGGCCUGCCACUAAUUUGCUGAAUCCCAUCAUAAAAAUUCUUGGCUAUCCGAUAACAUUUAACAUGGUCAGGAAGACUAUUGAGACUAAUUGCUAUGUCAUUGAAGAGAACAGUGUCCAGAAUAGGCAAGAAGUUGCAUCAUAUCUUUGUCAUUCUACGAGAGUUGCAGAUACAUACUACAGAUUCAAGUCAAAUGCAGCUUUAAUUAGUGAGGCGAAGAGGGUUGAGUCCAUCUUGUCUCAGGUUUUAGCAUGUGAAAUAGUCAAAAACGGAAAUUUUCUUCCUGAAAACUGCAAAGACAAAUUCCCUCCGAAAGAAGCCCUAAGCUCAAAGUUAGACGAGGUUUGGAUGACAGAAGAUAUCAAUUUCUGCCCACUGACGGACACUGCCUUCAAUCAGAUAGCAAGUUGGUGGAGGGACAAGUUUAGAAAUCAAGCUGCAAGUCACUUCGCGGAAGAUUUCGUACGUGCGAACAUACGACCUAGCAGGGGCACUGUUGAGGCAUUGCUCAAGAAAACUAUCUGGAGAAAUGACACCGGUGAUAUGCCUACAAGGAUUCAGAAGUGUGUUGUAGACAAAAUUGAAAAUAAAAGAAUUCUUACGUAGUUAAAAUUUGUCUUUUUACAACAGAACCUUCAGAACUAGCCAUUUCUGUCAGAAUUAGAAGUUUUCGACUAUCGCGAUUUAUUCGUCUGAAAUUGACAGUUUUGUGAGCUGACAAUGAAUCAGGUACCCGGGGAGAUGACCCUGAUUUCCCUGACCAAGGCAGUCCGGGCACUCGGGCUCGUCUAGGUCGCUCGAUAUGCUUAAA
Frankliniella occidentalis (western flower thrips) is the source of this 3356-nucleotide messenger RNA. RefSeq lists its product as uncharacterized. The record is from RefSeq and is a predicted model, not a curated record. The transcript is spliced from 7 exons. Bases 923 to 3151 code for a protein of 742 amino acids. NCBI's taxonomy places the organism in Eukaryota, Metazoa, Arthropoda, Insecta, Thysanoptera, Thripidae.